Medioppia subpectinata is the source of this 402-nucleotide messenger RNA. NCBI's taxonomy places the organism in Eukaryota, Metazoa, Arthropoda, Arachnida, Sarcoptiformes, Oppiidae. The record is from the annotation of a GenBank genome assembly.
AAUUGUAAACUAAUUAAUAAUAAAAGUAAAUGUAAAGCUAAAAUUUAUGCAUUCAAAUAAAUAAGCUAACUCUAAAACUGGAGGUUUAUUAACGUCUCAGUCGUUCAUAUAGAAGUUUUAGUUAAACAGAUUUAUUUUAAUAUUUAUAUUAAUAGAUUAUACGAUAUUAUUGUGGACAUGGGUUCGGGCGACGGAGGGGUGACCAGAGAGUUGGCCGCAUGUGUGCCGCACCGGCGUCUCAUCGCCGUCGACGUGAACCCCGCGAUGACAGAGUACGCGCGCGACCACAACACUCUGCCCACCAUUGAGUACGUCACUCAAGACAUGUCUGUCGAGUGGUCGGAGUUGAGUCCAGAGAUCCGGCGCCUGGAGGGCUCAGUGAGGCUCAUAUUAUCUAACUUU